ACAUGUAUUAACGUUGCCUGAUACUGCUUUAAUACUGUUCUAUCCUUGUUCCCUUCAUUGUGAGUACAAUACAAGGGAAUGAACUGAGAGAGAUCAUCAAUCAAUAUUAUAUCAACCAAGUCAUGGAGAUGCAAGAGCAAGUAGCAAUCGUCGUCGGAGCCGGGCCGUCCGGGCUGGCCACCGCGGCCUGCCUGAACCGGCUUUCGAUCCCCAACAUAGUCAUAGAACGAGAAGAUUGUUUCGCUUCGUUGUGGAAGAAGAAAUCUUACGAUCGUCUUCAUCUCCACCUAGCAAAGCAGUUCUGUGAGCUGCCUCACAUGUCACUCCCAACCACUAGUCCCACCUAUGUGUCAAAAAAGGUAUUCAUACAAUAUUUGGACGACUAUGUCACUCAUUUCAACAUUAGUCCUCUGUAUGACAGAUCGGUCGAGUCUGCGAUUUACGACGAAAUUAAUGAAAGAUGGAGUGUUAAGGUCAGGAAUGCGAGUUCCGGUGAGGCGGAGGAAUAUUCCGGCAGGUUUUUGGUGGUGGCCACCGGAGAGACUAGCGACGAAUUUAUCCCGGAGGUGGAAGGUUUGGACAGUUUUACGGGGGAGGUUAUUCACUCAACUCGAUAUAAAUCUGGUGAGAAAUAUGGUAACAAAAAUGUUCUGGUGGUUGGGUCUGGAAAUUCUGGUAUGGAAAUUGCACUUGAUCUGUGUAGUCAUGGUGCCAUGACCUCCGUUGUGGUUCGAAGCCCGCUUCACAUUUUGUCAAGGGGAAUGGUGUAUCUGGGGCUGACGUUGUUGAAAUACAUUCCGUUGGGCACUGUGGACUCCUUGCUGGUUAUGCUUAGCAAGCUAAGGUAUGGAGACCUAACCAAGUAUGGGAUUAGAAGGCCCCAAGAGGGUCCCUUUUUUCUGAAAGUAAAGUACGGAAAAUACCCGGUUAUCGACGUCGGAACGUGCAAGAAGAUCAAGUCUGGCGAAAUUCAGGUGUUGCCAGCAAUAAUAAGAAGCAUACGAGGCAAUGAAGUACUCUUCGAUGAUGGCAAGUCACAUUCAUUUGAUGGGAUUGUUUUCGCUACGGGAUUCAAAAGAUCUACAAAUAAGUGGCUUAAGCAGGGAGACGAUUACCUUCUUGACAAUGAUGGGAUUCCAAAGCCUAGUUUUCCAAACCAUUGGAAGGGGAAAAAGGGUUUAUAUUGUGCUGGAUUAGCAAGAAGAGGAUUGUAUGGAGCUGCCAACGAUGCCCGAAACAUAGCCAACGAUAUCAAAUCCCUACUGUGACUUCCAUAAUAUUAUAUGUUCUAAUGUGCUUUUGUUCAAUUGUAAUUCGUACUGUUACUUGUUAUAUGAAUUUGAAUUUGCAUAAUAAAACAGUAAGGUAGCACUUUGCAGUUUAAUUUAAGAAAA
Messenger RNA from Cornus florida, 1394 nucleotides. RefSeq names its product probable indole-3-pyruvate monooxygenase YUCCA10. The transcript is spliced from 4 exons. Lineage: Eukaryota; Viridiplantae; Streptophyta; Magnoliopsida; Cornales; Cornaceae. Gene Ontology annotation, molecular function: monooxygenase activity; NADP binding; flavin adenine dinucleotide binding. The record is from RefSeq and is a predicted model, not a curated record. The coding region runs from base 123 to 1268 and encodes 381 amino acids.